Messenger RNA from Cercospora beticola, 1813 nucleotides. It is a transcript of the gene RSM23, whose product is annotated as mitochondrial 37S ribosomal protein mS29. Gene Ontology annotation, molecular function: structural constituent of ribosome. Gene Ontology annotation, cellular component: mitochondrial small ribosomal subunit. The record is from RefSeq and is a predicted model, not a curated record. Lineage: Eukaryota; Fungi; Ascomycota; Dothideomycetes; Mycosphaerellales; Mycosphaerellaceae.
GCUGCUGCCACACAUUCCACCCAUCCACGUCCGCGUCGCGAGAUCGCAAUCGGCAGCAGCAUGCCCGCCUCCAUGCCAUCGUCGCUGUGUCUCCGCUGCCUGCGGCGCUCUCUGCACGCCGUCGAGACGCCAACCCCCGGCCGCACCGCCUUCUCGACCUCUUCCUCCCUCGCCGCGAACCCGCCGAAGAAGAAGGCUGUCGUCGCGAGGCCAACAGCACGACCGGGCAAGACAUUGCGCCUGAACAAGAACAAGCGAGCGGCGACGGCGCGUCCUCCGGCGGUCGGUGAGAGGAAGGCACUGCGGAAGCGAGUCGUCCUCAGCAAUUCGAACGCAUUGGAAGUGCCGGGCUUGCCCGACUUGAGCCCAGGCACUGCGAAGAUCGCGCAGCUGCGAGAGCUUCGGGGCAGCGUGGUCGGUCUGCAGACCGAGACUGUGGACAAGAUCCGCGCUCUAGAGGCCUUCAAAACCACGCAAGGAUGGAGCCUGUUUCGUCGACCCGCAACGCUCGUCAGGAAGGAGACGGUAGAGCUUGCCGGCGAUCUGGAAUGGAUUGUGGAGGCAGCGCAAGAGGGAAGGACGGUACGCAAGGUCCUUUACGGCGCGCGAGGGAGCGGGAAGAGUGUAUUGCAGCUGCAGGCCAUGGCUAUGGCCUCCCUUCACAAAUGGAUCGUCAUCCACGUACCCGACGCCAAAGAUCUCACCAAUGCUUUCACCGCAUAUGAGCCCAUCGAGACGGAACAAGGCACCAUGUACAUGCAGCCGACAUAUACCGCGAAGCUGCUGGACAAUGUUAUCAAGGCCAAUGGCGCUCUGCUAUCUACGCUUCAGGUGAAGCAACAACACGAUAUUGGCGUCCCCAUACCGCCUAAUGCAUCUCUCGACCGCCUCGCUGCGAUUGGUGUUCAAGACCAUGAUCUUGCCUGGCCAGUGUGGAAAGCCCUUUGGUCCGAACUGUCCCUCCGCGAUGCUGGUCGGCCAAGCAUAAUGUACUCCCUCGACGCCUUUGACCAUGUGAUGCGCGAUUCUGCAUACCUGGAUGCCGAGACACGACCGAUUCACGCCCACGAACUCACUCUGGUCAAGCACUUCGUUGAUGCCCUGUCCGGACGAACCCCGCUGCCGAAUGGCGGUAUGGUGCUAGCCGCCGUCUCUCAGUCGAAUCGAGCUGCCACGCAUACUCUGGACGAGUGUCUGGAGCGGAAUGAUGCGAUUCAAGAUGGUCGAAAGGUGAAGGAUUGGGAUCCGUAUGUUGCGCAUGAUCAAUGGGUGCAGGAGGUGAUGGAGACAGUGGGCGUGAGGAAACUUGAGGGCUUGACAAAGGCUGAGGCGAGGGGGAUUAUGGAGUAUUAUGCUCGGAGUGGGAUGUUGCGAGCCAACGUGACUGACAGCCUUGUGUCGGAAACAUGGACGUUGGCAGGAGGUGGGAUUAUUGGACAAUUGGAGCACGGGAGUGUACGAGCGAGAAUAUGAGGACUUUCGCUCACGUCAACACACGAGUUUUCUUGUACAACAAUGAAAGGAGCUGCCUACAGCUUCAUAAGCUCACGUACGUACGAAGAUGUGGCAUUAGCGCCUCAUUCCGUUCGCAGAUCGUUGCAGGAUGCGUUCACUGUGUUGUGUUAGUGCUCGCCAUCGACGUCCCGUGCAUGGGUCUAGUCUUCAUUGUAUAAGACAUGAACGAAUGGUGGCAGUAUGACAACUGGACUGCAGCUCCAUCUUCCACUACGACCGACCAGGACCGUUCUGCUUGGCCAGGCACUCGCGACUCCUGACCCUGUAUCUACUUGUUCCCCCUCACAGUCAACUCGCA